Molecule: messenger RNA, 324 nt
Organism: Anisakis simplex (herring worm)
Lineage: Eukaryota; Metazoa; Nematoda; Chromadorea; Rhabditida; Anisakidae
Source: the annotation of a GenBank genome assembly
AUGACAGCGAAUGAACUGAUGGGCAAUGCAUGGAUUGUACAGUGCAGUCGUGCACUCGACAUUCGGCUCUAUGAAAGUGAUUUCUCAAAUGAUUCAAAAUGGCUUGAUAUGAUGGACAUACUCAACGAGUACAUCAAUGGUAUUUGUGCAAUAAACAAUGAUCUUUUGAUCAAACCCAUGGAAGAAAUCAGCAAUACACUGUUGACGAGAAGGUGUGAAAAAGAGAAUGACGACGAAAAUCAAACCAAAAAACAUAAAAUUCAGAGAUUAACACCUAGUUCACUUGAUGAACUCGGUUCAUCGCCACUCCUUCAACCUGCGUGA